Molecule: messenger RNA, 414 nt
Organism: Striga asiatica
Lineage: Eukaryota; Viridiplantae; Streptophyta; Magnoliopsida; Lamiales; Orobanchaceae
Source: the annotation of a GenBank genome assembly
AUGGAAAAGCAGAAUGGGGUGGCUAUGCACCAAAUUGCUGGAGUAUGUGUGAUUUCGAGGAGAGAUGCAAGCGCACAGUGGGGUCUUCAUGACGGUAGUGAACUCUUGCUUCUCAGAGAGGUCAACUUGAUGUCCUCGAGGAGACUUAUAUCAAACUGCUCCCCCAGGAACCUCUCGGGCUUGAAUUCCAAUGGAUCCUCCCAAACCUUAGGGUCCCAACCCAUAUCAGCCACCAUGAAAUUCACAACUGCAUUCUUUGGGACCAAGCAACCGGCCAACUCAACAUCUUGUGUAACCUUAUGCGGCAAAACAAAGUGGCCUGGAGGAUGCCUCCUCAGGGCCUCUAAAACCACAGCUUUAAGAUAUGGCAUUUUCUGCAGCUCAUCCUCCUCAACUACUUGCUGUGACUUUUGA